Mastomys coucha (southern multimammate mouse) is the source of this 1325-nucleotide messenger RNA. RefSeq names its product trafficking protein particle complex 3 (gene Trappc3). NCBI's taxonomy places the organism in Eukaryota, Metazoa, Chordata, Mammalia, Rodentia, Muridae. The record is from RefSeq and is a predicted model, not a curated record. Gene Ontology annotation, cellular component: TRAPP complex; cytosol; cis-Golgi network membrane. The coding region runs from base 158 to 700 and encodes 180 amino acids. The transcript is spliced from 5 exons. Gene Ontology annotation, biological process: endoplasmic reticulum to Golgi vesicle-mediated transport; intra-Golgi vesicle-mediated transport.
CCCGGGGUCCUCUGCGCCACACCGCGCAGGCGCAGUGAGGAGGGGCCGGUCAGUCCGGGACUCUGAGGGGCCGCGGCUGGAUUGAAUCGGCGUCACCUGGGGUCUGGGUUCUGGGUUGUGAGGAGGUGAGGUGAGGCGGCACUGAGCGGUGGGCACCAUGUCGAGGCAGGCGAACCGUGGCACCGAGAGCAAGAAAAUGAGUUCAGAACUAUUCACGCUGACCUAUGGGGCGCUUGUCACCCAGUUGUGCAAGGACUAUGAAAAUGAUGACGACGUGAAUAAGCAGCUGGACAGAAUGGGCUAUAACAUUGGAGUCCGACUGAUUGAAGAUUUUUUGGCACGGUCAAAUGUUGGAAGAUGUCACGACUUUCGGGAAACUGCUGACGUCAUUGCCAAGGUGGCGUUCAAGAUGUACCUGGGCAUCACUCCAAGCAUCACCAACUGGAGCCCAGCUGGAGAUGAAUUCUCCCUCAUCCUGGAAAAUAACCCGUUGGUGGACUUUGUGGAGCUUCCCGAUAACCACUCAGCCCUCAUUUACUCCAACCUCCUGUGUGGGGUACUUCGGGGAGCCCUGGAGAUGGUCCAGAUGGCUGUGGAGGCCAAGUUUGUCCAGGACACUCUGAAGGGAGAUGGCGUGACAGAAAUCCGGAUGAGGUUCAUCAGGCGGAUUGAAGACAAUCUCCCAGCUGGAGAGGAAUAAGCAUGUCUAGGACUUGGGCAGCCAAGAGGAGUGCCUGCUGGGAUGAGAAAGGCAGGGCUCGCUCCCUCUGCCCCGGGAACUCAGUGACUUUUAAACCGAUGUUAUAUAUUCUUCUAACCUUAUUUCCACUCUCCAUGCUAAUAAAGAGCAGACUGAUAGUCUGUUUGCCCCACAGGUAUGCACCUCAGAAGGGGGACUCUUUGCUCCAUUUCCCUUCAGAAGGGCAAGAUGUUCUUGCCCUUGGUUGGACUAAGAGAGCUCAAACCAUUUUACAUUCCUGUGAAUUUUCCAAAGCAAAACCCACUUUGACCCCAUUAAGGGACAAGCCUGAUGAUCUGUUCCCAAGCCUUCAUGACGCCAUUGGCAAAUGGCUGUAGGGAGUCUUGGGUUGUGGAGGGGAGGGAGAAUGCUGGGAAGGGGUGGGUAAGAAUCAUUGGCUGUAGUGACAUGCUGUAGUCUUGCCAGGCCACGGAAGCCAGUCCUGCCGGAAACACCGGCUUCUGGGAAGCCGCCCAGCUCUCAUUCCUCCCUGCUGUUUGGAGGCAACAUCUCCUCUUUUACGGAGGGGCCAUCCUUUUUUCUUACAAAUUCUUCAAUAAAGACACAUUCUUGAGUGAAGUCCCAA